This is a messenger RNA of Micromonas pusilla CCMP1545, 552 nucleotides long. RefSeq lists its product as uncharacterized. The transcript has a single exon. Bases 1 to 552 code for a protein of 183 amino acids. Lineage: Eukaryota; Viridiplantae; Chlorophyta; Mamiellophyceae; Mamiellales; Mamiellaceae. The record is from RefSeq and is a predicted model, not a curated record.
AUGGCGCCGGCGAAGAAGAGACGGCAGGAGGUUGCAAGCGUCGAGCCUGCGCGGGAGGUGUACGUUUUCGAGUGGACCUUGAAGGUUGAGAUAACUGAGUUUGAUCCUGAGACGUUCGAUCACUGCAACGGUUACGAACAACAGAGUUUUGCAUUAGAACUGAGAAAAGACAACGACCACGACGAGCAGGGCGUAUCAGGAGACGCCUAUGGCUCGAGAGAUUCCGUGCUCGAGGCCGCCAAGACAAAAUUCGACGAACUCUGCGAAGAACACUUUGGAGAAGGUCUUGACGAAGAAGACUCGCCCUCGGAUGACGAAGACGUGUCGAAGGCUCAGAUACAGGCGGAGGUGAUGAGUGCUGACGAGCUCUUUUUGAAACAUGCCGUGUUUGAGCCCAGGUCGAAGGAGAAGACAAAGAACUACGUGAUUGGGUUCGAACGGAGCGGAGCGUGGGAGAAAUCGGACUGGAAUUAUCGUCUCAGGCUGGUGGGGACGCAUGUGAUGCACAGCGACAUCAAGGUAAACAUCAGGAAGGUGCGCGUUCUGCCGUGA